UGGUUAACAUUUACAUGGCGAAAAUGGAUGAAACUCGAAUUUUCUAAAUAAACCCAGUGCCACACAGUAGAACCUUCAUUUGUUUUAAUGUUUUAUUUAUUUAAUAAAAAUCAGACGGGUACGCCCGAACUGACGAGCUUCCAUGAACCGACUAAUCUCUGGCACCUGAAGGACGGCUCCUCCAAGAUCCACAUCUACGUGACCUGGUCCAGAGUGUGUAAGCGGGUUCACGGCCGAGCCAGCUUGCUGUUUGAAACAUGCGGUCUGAGGUACGCUCCUGAGAGGAGAGGCAAAAGGAGGAGGCGGCCUAGAGGGUUCGUGGAGAAAUGCAUGAGCUCGAUGCAGAUCGGGACCCAGAUGGUGAAGCUCCGUGGCGGCUCCAAGGGACUGGUGCGGUUCUUUUACCUGGACGAACACAAGUCCUGCAUCCGCUGGCGGCCGUCACGCAAGAACGAGAAGGCCAAGAUCUCCAUUGACUCCAUCCGCGAGGUCUGUGAGGGAAAGCARUCUGAGAUCUUCCAGCGGUAUGCAGAUGGCAGCUUUGACCCAAACUGCUGCUUCAGUCUGUAUUACGGAGAACACAUGGAGUCCCUGGACCUGGUAUCUGGAACAGGAGAGGAAGCCCGGACCUGGAUCACUGGCCUCAAGUACCUGAUGGCCGGGAUCAGUGACGAGGACAGCUUGGCGAAGAGGCAACGCACCCGCGACCAAUGGCUGAAGCAGACGUUCACUGAGGCUGAUAAAAACGGCGAUGGGAGUUUAAGCAUCAACGAGGUUCUUCAGCUUCUGCAUAAACUCAACGUCAACCUGCCUCGACAAAAGGUCAAACAGAUGUUCAAGGAGGCUGACACGGAUGACAAACAGGGAACUUUGGGUUUCGAGGAGUUCUGCUCCUUCUACAAGAUGAUGUCGACCCGCAGAGAUCUGUACCUGCUUAUGCUSACCUACAGCAACCACAAAGACCACCUGGACACAGAUGACAUCACUCGCUUCCUGGAGAAUGAGCAAAAGAUGACAAAGGUGACCAAGGACCACUGCUUGGAGAUCAUCAACAAGUUUGAGCCGUGCUCUGAAAAUCAAAAGCAAGGCGUUUUGGGAAUUGAUGGUUUUACAAACUACAUGCGCAGUCCAGCUGGGGACAUUUUCAACCCAGAGCACUACAACGUGAACCAGGACAUGACCCAGCCGUUGUGCAACUACUUCAUCGCCUCAUCGCACAACACCUACCUGAUGGGAGACCAGCUGAUGUCCCAGUCCAGGGUGGAUAUGUACGCCUGGGUGCUGCAGGCAGGCUGUCGCUGUGUGGAAGUUGAUUGCUGGGACGGCCAGGAUGGAGAGCCCAUCGUACACCAUGGUUACACCCUGACCUCCAAGAUCCUCUUCAAAGACGUCAUCGAGACGAUCAACAAGUACGCCUUCAUCAAGACAGACUACCCGGUGAUCCUGUCCAUAGAGAACCACUGCAGCGUUCCUCAGCAAAAGAAGAUGGCCCAGUACCUGGUGGAGAUCCUCGGGGACAAACUAGAUGUGUCCAGCGUCAAGGCGGGGGAGUCUGGGAGACUGCCGUCUCCAGAAUCUCUCAGGGGCAAGAUCCUGGUGAAGGGCAAGAAGCUGCCUCCUAAUAUCGAUGAGGACGCAGAGGAGGGAGACGUGUCGGAUGAGGACAGCGCUGACGAGAUGGAGGACGACUGCAAGCUGAUGAAUGGAGAUACAUCAGCUAACAGGAAGCAGGUGGAAAACAUGGCGAAGAAAAAACUGGACAACCUGAUGAAAGAGUCCAAGAUCCGAGACCGGGAGGAUCCAGACAGCUUCACCAUCGCUGGCCUCCCACCAAGUGGGAAGACCCUUGAUAAGAGUGACAUCAAGGGUAAAAGUGAUGAGGGGACAGACACAGCUGAUGAGACCAACCCCAGCAGUACCAAGCGCUCCAGCCGCUCCUUCAUCGGAAGCUUCUCCAAGCGCAAGAAAAAGUUGUCAAAGUUGAAGAAGACGUCGAGCUACGAAGAUACAGACACAGACCAGGAGAGCACAAGCAGCGCUUCUCGAGCUCCACCCCACCACAACAAAAAGAAGAAGACCAUGAAACUCUCUAGAGCCCUGUCUGAUCUGGUGAAGUACACCUGCUCUGUGGGUCUGUAUGAUAUUGAAGCCCAAGCUAACUGCAGCUGGCAGGUGUCGUCUCUAAGUGAGACCAAAGCCCAUCAGCUGAUGCAACAGAAAGCUGCAUCCUUCAUCCAGUUCAAUCAGCGCCAGCUGUCCCGGAUCUACCCGUCCUCCUACCGGGUGGACUCCUCUAAUUUCAACCCCCAGCCUUUCUGGAGCACCGGCUGCCAGCUCGUUGCUCUCAACUACCAGUCUGAGGGGCGGGUCCUUCAGCUCAACAGAGCUAAAUUCUACAGCAACGGCAACUGUGGCUAUAUCCUCAAACCUGCCUGCAUGUGUGAAGGUGCCUUUAACCCGAACCUGGAGGACCCCCUGCCAGGCCGCAUGAAGAAACAGCUGGUGUUAAAGAUAAUCAGUGGACAACAGCUGCCCAAACCCAAAGAUUCAAUGCUGGGAGACAGAGGAGAGAUUAUCGAUCCGUUUGUGGAGGUGGAGAUCAUUGGCCUCCCAGUGGACUGCUGCAAAGAGCAGACCAGAGUGGUGGAUGACAACGGGUUCAAUCCGAUGUGGGAGGAGACUCUGGUCUUCACGGUUCACAUGCCCGAGCUGGCCCUUGUGCGUUUCCUUGUGUGGGAUCAUGACCCCAUCGGCCAAGACUUCAUCGGACAGCGGACCAUCGCUUUCCACAGCAUGAUGCCAGGUUAUCGCCAUGUUUACCUGGAAGGUAUGGAGGAAGCUUCCAUUUUUGUUCAUGUGGCUGUGAAUGACAUCACCGGUAAGGCCAGAGCAGCCGGUGGUAUAAAGGGUCUGUUUCACAGAAACCCAAAGCAGGCUUCCCUGGACAGCCAUGCUGUUGUGCAUCCCGGCCGUAAGCACCCGUUCGGUGCCCACCUCCUGCGCCGCACCGCCAGCGCCCCCACCAGAGGCCAGCCCAAAGUUAAGAAGGGCUUCCCUGAGCUCGCCAUCGACACCAAAGAUUACAGCUCGGAGGGGGCAAGUGAGGAGCGGGAGUCUGAGGACAGAGACAAGGCAUCUGCGGCCACAUCUUACCAGUUCACUCCUUCACCACAGCAUCAUAUCGGUGAAUCGGUGGACCCCCACCAAGCCAAGGGCUCCUGGGACCGUCCUGACACGAACGGAGCUCUCCACCCAGAGGAGAGCAAAGGUAAGAGCUCACCUUUUGCUCAGCGCCGACCCAUGAGUGAGCCUCUAAAGCGGGCCAGCCGUCUCCGCUUUCACGAGCCGCUGGACAUGAAGCCAGGCGUGUUCGCUCGAGUGGCUCUCAGUAGCUCAGGUAGGGUGGGGAUGUCCUCCAACUGCAUCACCUGUGUGAUUGGCUCCAAGGAGAGUCCAGAGGCCGAACGAAAGGUUGAGGAAACACAAAAAGGCAAGUCUGGAAAGACAGACGGGGACAGACAGGAGAGAAAUGUUUGUUCAGACCCAGACAAGAGACAAGCUCAACAAGAUGCAGUUACCAAGACAGCGGCUGCCCCUCCUGACUUACAGCAGCCUCUGUCCAAAGCCACUUCCUGCGUGGAAGCCCAGCUUCAGUGUCCUCCUCAGGCUGUCCUAUGUACCGCCCCGUUCUCCAGGUCAAAGGCCAGACAGACUCUCGGUCCCCAACACCUCCGGCCUCAUCCUCAAGCUCAUCCCAGGAGCAGCCGGUCCUGCAGCGUUCCACGCAGGCGCUCCCCUAACGCCAUUACACCAGCACCUUGCAUGGCUCCAGACUGCAGGACCAGCCUAUGCUGGCAGCAGACCACCCCCCCCAACUACGGGUCUGUCUGUGGCUCAUCAACCAUUCCAUUAAAACCGCUGACUGUGAGUGAAGCUCUGUUGCUCAGCGACAGCAGCAGCUAUGACAGUCUGAGCAGCUUGGAGUCGCCUCCCAUGCUGCCUCCGCGCUCUAUCCUCGACAGCCGCAAGAGGGCAGUAGGGACCCUGCAGCGCGAGAUGAACGCCCUGUUUGCCCAGAAAAUGGAAGAGUUGCACCAUAAGUCUCCCAUGUUUUUUACUGAUGAGAACAGUGGUAAGUUUUUUGUAAACUGGGAUUAGUUUGAUGUCGUUGUCAAAGUGUUGCUCUCAGACAUCUGUUUCACCAGCCAGCAGAGAACUGCAGCUCUUUAAUUCUCAGGUCUGUGAACCCAGUGAUUAGACGGCUCAGAUUUUAUUCACAUUUUUUUCCCACUUUAAGAAUGUUUCUUGAAAAUAUAUUUUGUAUGCUAAAGGCUUUAUUCUCCCUUAAAUUUCUACACAUUUGGAAAAAGACACAUCUGGGUUAAGCAGCAGAAUCGAGUUUGCAGGUGUGAAAAUUUUUUUCCUGCCAAUACCAAGCAGUUUUUGGUGGAGGCAGUGUGAUGCUGUGGGACAGCAUCUCCAUGGCCUGUCUUUUUUGGAGCCAGUCUCAGAUCAGAUAAAUCAAGAUGAGAUUCUCUGAGAGGGUGAAAUGGCCUGGUGCCCACCCUGAUCUCAGCUCCACUGAACAUCUGUGUUCAGCAUGAGCAUUCUGCUCAUCACUAAGCAACUACACCACAUGUUUUGAAAGGCUGGACUGCUGUGUGAUGAAGAGGACAGCAGAAGCUUGCGAUAGAAUUUGCUUCAAUGAAAGCGACAGAGCGACAACAAAAAAGAGAUUCACUGUUAAGUUCUGAUGCUGAAACUUUAGUAGUUUUAGUGUACAGUAGGAAGAUGAAGAUGGUUACUUUUCCUGCUGUACUACUGUAUUUCUUUUUUAGGCCUACGUGUAGUAGACACUGGUAUAUUUCUGUAUUUUUCCAGUAUGUACUCAUUUCAUUAAAAGUUAAAAAAUGAAUCAAUUUUCUGUGUAAAUACCUCAUGUUAUAACAUGGACACCUGCAUCUUGGAAACCGAUGCAGCCUGUAUAUGUACACUUAUUUUUACUUUCAAUGUUAGUAGGUUAAAGUCAGUAGGCAUCAGUAAUGUGGACUAGUAGCUCAAACAUUCACACUAGACCUUUAUUUUUUUGUUGUUUUAAUAUAACAGUGGUUCACCUGCUGGAUUGUAUAUUUUGGAAGUUUAAUCAUUCCGACCCUGUUCAUUAAUUGUAACGUUCCUGAGCCUCAUGGUAUAUCCAUGUUCUACUAAGCUGGAGUCCUGGAAGGUUUCCUGUGUGAUGGGCUGAGCUCAGAGUCACGAGUUCCUGAUGUUUCCUCUGCGUCCAUGAAAAACCUCCUGCUCACAUGAUGGAUUUCCUUGUUUUGCUGUUCUGUUUGGACCCAGCUGUUCCACCCUGAUGCUCCCCCUCUUCCCCUCUGCCUGCUGGUAGAUCAUGUGAUGGAGAUAUUUUGUAUGCAAAUGGCUCUUUUGGGGAAAGCAGAAUGCGUUUAGAGUUGUUAGGUUCUGGCUUCACUGGAGUAGAUCAUAGUCAUAUGAUGUUGGCAGAUGUAUGCUAUAGUAAGCCUGUUCCAGACCCAGUUUCUGUGUAGAACAUCAUGAUAUUAGAGAGCAACAUGUCCUGAUGAGUUGCGUUCUGUCCUACAAGCUGCUGCUUGCCUGCUUCUCUUCCUCCUUCUCGUUGCAGUUUGGAUAAUUCCCUGUUUUCCUCUCUGUUCCUCUUUGCACGCUUUCUCUGUUCCUAGUGCAGAAUUGAGGGGAUGACCAG
Poecilia reticulata (guppy) is the source of this 5725-nucleotide messenger RNA. The record is from RefSeq and is a predicted model, not a curated record. NCBI's taxonomy places the organism in Eukaryota, Metazoa, Chordata, Actinopteri, Cyprinodontiformes, Poeciliidae.